CAUGGAGACACGAGUGAGUCGUCACUUGGUGCUUCCCGGUGCAAGCUAACAUGAGCGGGUAUGCGCCACACACUAACCUCCAACAAGCCCUCCACCAUGGGAGCAGAGAGCGACAGUAUGCUGCAACUCGCCGCGGAGGCUUUCCGGGCGAAAAACUUCGAUCUGGCGGCGGAUAUUUACGAGUGCCAGCUAGCGGCUUCAGGGGAUGGGGAGAGUCGGCAGAAGUUGAUGGUGAAGCGGGCUGACGCGCUCGCUUUCGGGGGCAAAUUCUCCGAAGCUUUCGAGGUGUACCGGCAAGCAGCGGAGAUAGAGAGACUGCGACCUAUACACCUACUCAACCUCAUCGAGUACCUCACCUCCAUCACGAAGCCGGACAGCGGGGACACUCACACCGGCAUCCCGGGUGAAGGCGCGAAAUCUGGGACAGCGACAGCGGGUAGCCCCGGUGUCGGAGCCACAGGUAACGGCGACGCAGACGUCUCUUGCCGGAUAUGUCUGAGCUCGCUGUUCGAGCCCGUGACUCUGCCGUGCGGACAUUGCUUCUGUAAAAAGUGUCUGGAGAGGGACAAGAAGGAGGUUGUGUGUAAGGAGUGCAGGCAGGGCUCCAAAGUGGCCGUGCACAGUUACAGGGUCAAUGUGGUCCUCAGCAACCUGCUGGCCAAGUGGUUCCCUAGGGUGCACCAGGCCGCCCGGCUGCGGCGGGAGGGCAACGGCCUGUACGCGGAGAAGAAGAUGGAAGCAGCUCUGGAGAAAUACAACCAAGCCAUCCUCAUUGCACCCGCAGACCACAUACUGUUCAGUAACCGCUCCCAGAUCCACUCCAGUCUGAAACACUAUGACAAGGCUCUGAGGGACGCUGAGAUGGCCUGCAAGCUCAUGCCUCUGUGGUCCAAGGGUCACGUUCGGAGGGCUCAGGCUUUGGUGUCCCUCGGCAGAACCGAGGAAGCCCUGAAAGAGUACCUGCUAUGUCUGUCCAUAGAGCCUGACUGCAGACUGGCCAGGAACGAGGCCAACAAGCUCCUCAGCGACCUCCUGGCUCCAGUGACUGAUCAGGUCCCUGAACACAUCUCUGACUUCCCUAAAAUCCUUCCCUCCAGAGGUCGCAUCAAGAAUAGCAUCAACACGCCCUCCCAGAUCCCAGCCCCGUUGUUAUCAGGGUCCGGAGUCACUCACACCGUUCCUGCAGCCGGGAGGUCGGAUAGCAGUGGGGUCAAAGAUCAGAGAAAACCUGAGGACAGGAAGCUUUAUCACUGUCUCCUCAAACGGAAGCGAAGCGGCGUAAAGGAGGAGGAGGAGCAGGAAGGAGAGGGCUGGCGUGACCAUCAAAAAAGACCUAAGUGUGAGCCAGCAGAGGUGAAGGACCUUUUGGACCCAACAGAUCUGGAAUGUUCUCUCUGCAUGAGGUUGCUCUAUGAGCCGGUAACGACGCCCUGCGGUCACACCUUCUGUCUCCAGUGUCUCAAGAGAUGUCUGGACCACAACCCAAAGUGUCCCCUGUGUAAAGAAGAGCUGUCCGAGUACCUGGUCCAAAGGCAGUACUGCAAGACGGCAUUAAUGGAGAACCUGAUAGCGAGGUAUCUUCCGUCCGAGCUGGUGGAAAGACAGAAAAUCCAUCAGGAGGAGAUGGCUGAGCUUUCCAACCUAAACAAGAAUGUGCCUAUAUUUGUGUGCACCAUGGCCUUCCCCACUGUCCCGUGUCCUCUGCAUAUCUUCGAGCCCUGCUACAGACUGAUGAUUCGCCGAUGCAUGGAGACGGGAACCAACUGCUUUGGCAUGUGUCUGGGGGACGACCUGAAAGGGUUUGCAGACUACGGGUGCCUGUUGGAGAUCCGUGAUGUGAAGUUCUUCUCCGACGGCAGCUCGGUCGUGGACACCAUCGGCAGGCGGAGGUUCAAAGUCAUUCAGCACCGUGAGAGGGACGGAUACAACACAGCUGACAUUGAGUACUUGGAAGACGUGAAGGUGGAAGGCCUGGCGAUGGGGGAGCUGCAGUCUUUGCAUGACGCAGUGUACGAGCAGGCUCUGGUGUGGGUCAACUCCUUGAAGGCUGAGCAAAAGGAACGUAUCGAAGGGCACUUUGGACCCAUACCCGCGAAAGACUCUGAACUUCAGGCCAGUCCCAAUGGUCCGUCAUGGUGUUGGUGGUUACUUGCUGUUCUUCCCCUAGAAGGCCGAGCCCAGCUACCAUUCCUGGCCAUCACAUCUCUGAAGGACCGCCUGAGCGGCAUCCGCAAGGUUCUGCUCUUCAUGGCCCAGAGCAGACAUCGGGGGCACCCUGUGGGCCAGCGGUCAUAACAGAUGACGCCCGCUGCAAGCCACCAUUCAGCAGAUGUGGUGGCACCUUCCCUGUUUAGGCAGCAUCCAGAUACACAUCAACAACAACACACACACAUUUGUCCAUUCGACUUCCAUUCAUCCUCAUGCUUCUCACACCAACCGGAAAGCACAUCUGGAUGGAGAUUUUUUCACCUCCACCUCCACCUGAAAACAUGGACAUGUUUGUUGGUCUUUCCGGCGCUCCACCAAGUUUUUUUUUUUUAUAGUUCUCGGCUCUUCCUGUUGCAUUGUUUCCACAUAAAGCACCAAAAUAGACAAAAAAAACGCAAUAAAUGUUGAUUUUUUUUGGGAGGUGAGCUUUAAAGCAAGUCCAACUUUGCGUGUUCACACGAGAGACCAAACUUUGACUUUUUACACUCACUGCAGUUAAGUGAAUGAAGUCUACGAUUAAAACUGCACACGUGA
Molecule: messenger RNA, 2742 nt
Organism: Dunckerocampus dactyliophorus (ringed pipefish)
Lineage: Eukaryota; Metazoa; Chordata; Actinopteri; Syngnathiformes; Syngnathidae
Product: LON peptidase N-terminal domain and RING finger protein 3-like
Exons: 12
Coding region: 61-2295 (744 amino acids)
Molecular function (GO): protein binding
Source: RefSeq, a predicted model, not a curated record